Messenger RNA from Malassezia restricta, 552 nucleotides. RefSeq names its product DnaJ chaperone Caj1. NCBI's taxonomy places the organism in Eukaryota, Fungi, Basidiomycota, Malasseziomycetes, Malasseziales, Malasseziaceae. The transcript has a single exon. The record is from RefSeq and is a predicted model, not a curated record. The coding region runs from base 1 to 552 and encodes 183 amino acids.
AUGACGUUGCCCGAUUAUUAUGCGGUGCUGGGCCUAGAGGCCCGAGCGUCGGGGGCCGAGAUCAAGAAGGCGUAUCAGCGCGCGUCAUUGCAAUGCCAUCCCGAUCGAUACCCCGAUGCGACACCGGAGGAGAAGCGUGCGUGGACGGAGCGAUUCCAGAGCGUGGCGGAUGCGUACUACAUCCUGUCAGAUGCGGCGCGGCGGGCCGAGUACGAUGCGGCGCGGGCGCGUGGACAGACCUAUUUCGAUGCGGGGGAUACGCGCCCUGCCGCGGACCGCCAGUUUGCGGAUGUGUGGGCUGACCUACUGCGGCCGGAGAUGGAGCGCCAGACGUCGGUAUGGCGCACGUCCGGCGCGGUGUCGGGCGCGGUGCUCGGCUACAUUGUGGCCAAUCUGCCUGGUGCGAUAGGUGGCGCCGUACUGGGCCACGGACUCGGUGCGAUUCGGGAUGCCAAGGGCCAGCCGGUGAGCCAGGUGUUCUUGUCGCUGCCUCUGGAGGCGCGUGCGAGCGUGUUGCGAGCCGUAGCGGCCAAAGUCCUCGCGUCUAUGUAG